GCAGCAGCAACAGAGCCCACAACCGCGGCGGCGACACGAGUGACAGGCGAGUGCGCGCGCCGGCCUGGCCGAGGGGCCGCGGGGAGUCCCCGCUCGCUAGUCGCCCCGGCCCGCCCUGCCCCGCCGGCCCGCCAGCCGCGCCGUCCCCUUGUCGCCCUCCCGCCUGCUCGGGGGGCGCACCCGCCCGCCGCACCGUAGCCGGCAGUUUCCCAGAACCAUGAUCACUUGUUGGUCUUAAUCUCACAACCCAGUGAAGACUUCUCUCCUGAUAAUGUCAAGUUCAGGCUACCCUCCGAACCAGGGAGCCUUCAGCACUGACCAGAGUCGCUAUCCUGCCCACUCUGCCCAGUAUACCUUUCCAACCACUCGUCACCAGCAGGAGUUUGCAGUGCCAGAGUAUCGAUCGUCUCAUCUUGAAGUCAGUCAGGCAUCUCAACUUUUGCAGCAACAGCAGCAGCAGCAACAGCAGCAACAGCAGCAACAGCAGCAGCAGCUCCGCAGGCGACCUUCCUUGCUUUCAGAAUUUCAUCCAGGCUCUGAUAGGCCUCAAGAAAGGAGAACUGGAUACGAACAGUUUCAUCCAGGUCCUUCCCAGGUGGACCAUGAUUCCCUGGAAGCUAAGCGACCUCGGCUGGACCAGGUUUCUGACACACAUUUUCAGCGGGUCAGUGCUGCUGUCUUGCCUUUAGUACACACACUGCCAGAGGGGCUGCGGGCAUCUACAGAGGUUAAGAAGGAUCCAUCUUUUGGAAGUAAACAUGAAGCUCCAUCUUCUCCUCUUUCUGGCCAGACCUGUGGAGAUGACCAGAACGCCUCACCUUCAAAGCUUUCAAAGGAAGAGUUAAUACAAAGCAUGGAUCGGGUAGAUAGAGAAAUUGCAAAGGUAGAACAACAGAUUUUAAAACUGAAAAAGAAACAACAACAACUUGAAGAAGAAGCUGCUAAACCUCCAGAGCCAGAGAAGCCUGUGUCCCCUCCUCCUGUGGAGCAGAAACACCGCAGUAUUGUCCAAAUUAUUUAUGAUGAAAAUAGGAAAAAAGCAGAAGAAGCUCAUAAAAUUUUUGAAGGUCUUGGCCCAAAAGUUGAACUGCCACUUUACAACCAGCCAUCUGAUACCAAGGUGUACCAUGAAAACAUCAAGACAAACCAGGUGAUGAGGAAAAAACUCAUCUUAUUUUUUAAAAGAAGAAAUCAUGCAAGAAAGCAAAGGGAACAAAAAAUCUGCCAGCGUUAUGAUCAGCUCAUGGAGGCAUGGGAGAAAAAAGUGGACAGAAUAGAGAAUAAUCCCCGGAGGAAAGCUAAGGAAAGUAAAACCAGAGAAUACUAUGAAAAGCAAUUUCCAGAAAUUCGAAAGCAAAGAGAACAACAAGAGAGAUUUCAGAGGGUUGGACAGAGAGGAGCUGGUCUUUCUGCCACCAUUGCUCGAAGUGAGCAUGAGAUAUCUGAAAUCAUUGAUGGUCUCUCUGAGCAGGAGAACAAUGAAAAGCAAAUGCGUCAACUCUCUGUCAUUCCACCCAUGAUGUUUGAUGCCGAACAAAGAAGGGUGAAGUUUAUCAACAUGAAUGGUCUCAUGGAGGAUCCCAUGAAGGUUUAUAAAGACAGACAGUUCAUGAAUGUUUGGACUGACCAUGAAAAGGAGAUCUUUAAGGAAAAGUUUGUCCAGCAUCCAAAGAACUUUGGCCUUAUUGCUUCUUAUUUGGAAAGAAAGAGUGUGCCAGACUGUGUUUUAUAUUAUUAUUUGACCAAGAAAAAUGAGAAUUAUAAAGCCCUAGUCAGAAGGAAUUAUGGGAAGCGCCGAGGAAGAAACCAGCAACAAAUUGCCCGACCUUCACAAGAAGAAAAGGUAGAAGAAAAAGUUGAGGAAGAUAAAACUGAAAAGACAGAAAAAAAAGAGGAAGAAAAGAAAGAUGAAGAUGAAAAAGAUGAGAAAGAGGAAUCCAAAGAAAACACCAAAGAGAAGGAUAAGACCGAAGGCACAUCAGAAGAAACAGAGGAAAGGGAGCAAGUCACACCUCGGGGUCGAAAAACAGCCAACAGUCAAGGUCGUCGUAAGGGUCGCAUUACCAGGUCUAUGACCAAUGAAGCUGCGCAGGCGAGUGCAGCCGCAGCGGCUGCUACUGAAGAGCCACCAACUCCGUUGCCACCACCUCCCGAGCCUGCUUCUGCUGAACCUGUGGAGACUUCACGCUGGACAGAAGAAGAGAUGGAAGUUGCUAAAAAAGGCUUAGUUGAACAUGGUCGGAACUGGGCAGCAAUUGCCAAAAUGGUGGGGACUAAAAGUGAAGCCCAGUGUAAAAACUUUUACUUCAACUACAAAAGGCGUCAUAACCUGGACAACCUCCUGCAGCAGCACAAGCAGAAAUCUUCUAGAAGACCCCGUGAGGAGCGUGACGUGUCUCAGUGUGAGAGCAUUGCUUCUACUGUUUCUGCUCAGGAGGAUGAAGACAUUGAAGCUUCUAAUGAAGAAGAAAAUCCAGAAGACAGUGAAGAUGAAGGUGCUAAUAAGCCAGGUGAGGAUCCAACUGAAAAUGCCACUUCUGGGUUAGCAAACGAAGUCCCGGGAGAACUGGAGUCCACUACAGGGGGACCCAGUGCAUCACCCACACCUGCCAUUCCAAGUGCAAAGCCAGUGGCUGGACAGGAGGCUUUGGAAGCUCAGGUAAAAGAGGAAAUCAAUGAAGAUCCUGAGGAACCCAUGGAAAUUGACAGCGUGAGCCCUUCUGCUGAUGAUCAGCAAACCAAAGUUGAGCCUGUUGAUGUGGAGAUGACAGUGCUAGAUGGGCUUGAGGUGAAGGCAGAGAGUGAUGCCAAAGAAGGGGACUUGCAAAGAUCCAAGGAAAAGAUACAGCCUGUAGAGUCAAGCUUUUCUGUAGCCCAGACUUCAAGUACCCUGAGGCCUGAGUCUAGGUCUGACAAUGACUCCAGUGCUACUUGUAGUGCAGAUGAAGAUGUAGAUGGAGAGCCUCCUGAGCGGCAGAGGAUGUUUCCUGUGGAUUCAAAGCCUUCACUUUUGAACCCUACUGGAUCUGUAUUAGUCUCUUCUCCCAUAAAACCAGCUACAAUGGACUUACAACAGCUUCAUCAUCGAGCUGCUGUCAUACCACCAAUGGUCUCCUGUGCCCCUUGUAAUGUAGCUGUUGGUGCCCCUGUGAGUGGCUACGCUCUUUUUCAGAGACACAUUAAGGCCAUGCAUGAGUCGGCUCUCCUGGAGGAGCGGCAGAGGCAAGAACAGCUUGAUCCAGAUUGCCGACAUUCUGCCAGUCCAAAUGUUGAAUGGGAAGUCCUCCAGCCUGCGCCACAUCAAGUGAUUACGAGUCUCCCUGAUGCAGCACGGCUUCCAGCAACACGACCCACCAGGCCACCUCCUCCACUCAUUCCUUCUUCCAAAACCACUGUGGCUGCCGAAAAACCAUCUUUCAUUAUGGGAGGCUCAAUCUCACAGGGAACCCCGGGCACCUAUUUAACCUCUCAUUGCCAAGCUUCCUACACACCAGAACCAGCAAAGCCAUCAGUUGGGUCAAUAUCUCUUGGAUUGCCUCGACAACAGGAACCAACCAAGCCCGCUGGCUCCUUGCCCUACAUCAAACAGGAGGAAUUCUCACCCCGAGGUCAAGCCUCCCAGCCUGAGGGCUUGUUGGUCAGAGCCCAGCAUGAAGGUGUAGUCCGAGGUACGACAGCAGCGAUACAAGAAGGAAGUAUCACUCGAGGAACCCCAGCUAGCAAAGUUUCUGUCGAAAGCAUCCCCUCUCUCCGGGGUUCAAUCACUCAGGGUACUCCAGCUCUGUCCCAGUCUGGCAUACAAACAGAAACAGUGGUGAAGGGGGCAAUUUCUAGACUCUCCAUGGAAGAUAAUAGUCCUGAGAAGAGCCGAGAAGAAGCCGUCUCCAAAGGCCACGUGAUUUAUGAAGGGAAGAGUGGACACAUCUUGUCAUACGAUAAUAUUAAGAAUGCUCGAGAGGGAACCAGGAGUCCAAGAGCUGCUCAUGAAAUCAGUUUAAAAAGAAGCUAUGAUUCCAUAGAAGGAAACAUAAAACAGGGGAUGUCAGUGAGGGAGUCUCCCAUGUCAGCACCACUGGAAGGAUUGAUAUGCCGUGCUCUGCCCAGGGGGAGCCCUCAUUCUGAUCUUAAAGAGAGAACAGUUCUAUCUGGUUCUAUAAUGCAAGGUACACCAAGAGCCACAACUGAAAGCUUUGAAGACGGCCUUAAAUAUCCCAAGCAGAUUAAAAGAGAGAGUCCUCCCAUCCGAGCAUUUGAAGGAGCUAUAACAAAAGGAAAGCCCUAUGAUGGAGUCACCACCAUCAAAGAAAUGGGACGUUCAAUUCAUGAAAUUCCAAGGCAAGAUCUUUUAAGUCAGGAAAGCCGAAAAACUCCAGAAGUCAUCCAGAGUACCAGGCCCAUCAUUGAAGGUUCCAUUUCUCAGGGUACACCCAUAAAGUAUGAAAGCAGCUCUGGUCAAUCUGCUAUUAAACAUAAUGUCAAGUCCUUAAUCACAGGCCCCAGUAAACUCCCUCGUGGAUUGUCUCAGUUGGAAAUGGUUCCUGAGAACAUCAAAGUGGUUGAACGUGGAAAAUAUGAAGAUGUAAAAGCAGGAGAACCAAUCCGUUCCCGGCAUACAUCAGUUGUUAGCUCAGGGCCCUCUGUUCUAAGGUCAACACUUCAUGAACCUCCCAAAGCACAACUGAGUCCUGGGAUUUAUGACGACACCAGUGCAAGGAGAACACCUGUGAAUUAUCAGAGCACCAUGUCCAGAGGUUCCCCCAUGAUGAACAGAACUUCUGAAGCUGCUGUUUCUUCUGGGAAGUCUGCAAAUCAUGAAAGGAAGUCUACACUUACUCCUACCCAAAGAGAAAGUGGACCAUUACCGUCUAAGUCUCCAGUCCCAGGAGUGGACCCUGUCGUCACCCACAGCCCCUUUGAUCCCCACCACAGAGGCAGUGCACCGGGGGAGGUUUAUCGAAGCCACCUUCCUACACACCUGGAUCCAGCAAUGCCAUUUCACAGGGCACUGGACCCUGCAGCUGCUGCAUACCUAUUCCAGAGACAACUUUCCCCAACACCAGGUUACCCAAGUCAAUAUCAGCUUUAUGCGAUGGAAAACACAAGGCAGACAAUUCUAAAUGAUUAUAUUACCUCACAACAGAUGCAAGUUAAUUUGCGCCCUGAUGUAGCCAGAGGACUCUCCCCACGAGAGCAACAAUUAGGUCUCCCAUAUCCUGCCACUAGAGGAAUCAUUGACUUGACCAAUAUGCCUCCCACCAUCUUGGUGCCUCAUCCUGGGGGAACAAGUACUCCUCCAAUGGAGAGAAUCACUUACAUACCAAGUACCCAGCUGACCUUCCCUCCUAGACCUUACAACCCUGCUUCAAUGUCUCCAGGCCACCCUUCACAUCUGGCUGCAUCUGCUGCUAGGGAGAGGGAGAGAGAGAGGGAGCGUGAACGUGAGCGGGAGAGAGAACGAAUGGCUACUGUCUCUUCAGAAUUAUACCUUCGUCCAGGUUCUGAGCAGCCUGGAAGACCUGGCAGCCACGGCUACGUCCGCUCCCCUUCCCCCUCCGUGAGGACACAAGAAAAUAUUCUACAGCAAAGAUCCACGAUUUUCCAAGGACCCAAUGGAACCAGCGUCAUCACCCCCUUGGAUCCUGCUGCCCAGCUGCGCAUCAUGCAGCUGCCCCCUGGCGGGCCUUCCCUAACUCCAGGCUUACCUGCCUCCCGCUACAACACUGCUGCAGAUGCCUUGGCUGCCCUGGUCGAUGCAGCUGCUUCUGCCCCUCAGAUGGAAGUGACCAAAGCAAAGGAGAGCAAGCACGAAGCAUCCAGGCUGGAGGAGAACUUGAGGGGCAGGUCAGCAAUGGUUAGUGAGCAGCAGCAGCCGUCGCCACUGGAGCAGAAAACCCUGGAGGGGGACAAGAGGUCUGCCCAGUGCCCGUACACCUCCUCGGCUUUCCCAAGCGGCAAGCCCCAGGGCCAGUCCUCUUCCAUCGUCUAUUCAGAGGCUGGGAAGGAGAAAGUGCCCCCUCCUAAAUCUCGCUAUGAGGAGGAGCUCAGGACACUGGGGAAGACCACCAUCACCGCAGCCAACUUCAUUGACGUCAUCAUCACCAGGCAAAUUGCCUCAGACAAGGACGCACGAGAACGCGGCUCUCAGAGCUCCGACUCUUCUAGUAGUUUGUCAUCUCAUCGAUAUGAACCACCUGGAGAUGCUAUUGAGGUGAUAAGCCCUGCCAGUUCACCAGCACCACCCCAGGAAAAACUGCAGGCCUACCCGCAGGAGGCUGCUAAGACGACCCCAGCAGAAAGUGAUCCCAGUAGACAGUACGAUGGAUCGCUGCCUCGAUAUCGAUCCCAACAGGAGUCUCCAUCUCCACAGCCACAACUGCCGCCGCCACCACCUUCUUCCCAAGCAGAAGGAAUGGGACAGGUUCCCCGGACCCAUCGCCUCAUCACCCUCGCCGACCAUAUCUGUCAAAUUAUUACACAAGAUUUUGCUAGAAACCAAGUUGCCUCGCAGGCUUCCCAGCAGCCUCCCACUUCUACAUUCCAGAAUUCAGCAUCUCCUUUAGUAUCUACUCCUGGGAGGGCAAAAACAUCGAGCCGUUACAGUCCAGAAACCCAGCCUCAGGCUGUUCUUCAUCCUCGGCCUGGCUCCAGGGUGUCUCCUGAGAAUCUCUCUGAUAAAUCCCGGACAAGGCCUGGGAAAUCUCCAGAAAGAAGUCAUGUCUCUUCAGAGCCCUACGAGCCAAUCUCCCCACCUCAGGUUCCAGUCAUCCAUGAGAAGCAGGACAACAUCCUGCUUCUCUCUCAGAGUGCCGUGCCUGCGGAACAGAGGAAUGAUUCCCGCUCACCAGGAAGCAUAAGCUAUCUGCCUUCCUUCUUCACCAAGCUGGAAAACACUUCACCCAUGGUGAAAUCAAAGAAGCAGGAAAUUUUUCGUAAGUUGAACUCCUCUGGUGGAGGUGACUCUGACAUGGCAGCUGCUCAGCCAGGAACUGAAAUCUUUAAUCUGCCAGCAGUCACUACCUCAGGCUCAAUCAGUUCUAGAGGUCAUUCUUUUGCGGAUCCUGCCAGUAAUCUGGGUCUAGAAGACAUAAUAAGGAAGGCACUCAUGGGAAAUUUUGAUGACAAAGGAGAAGAUCAUGGAGUUGUUUUGGCACAACCUCUGGGAGUAGUAUCAGGUGGUUCAAACCCAUCCAUCUUGGGCAAUAGUGAAACACGAAGAGAAGAAACAAACCCAUCACCUAAUUCUGGUGGGGGAGUUGGCAAACCGAAGCUAAUUGGCAAGUCAAAUAGUAGGAAGUCUAAAUCUCCUAUUCCUGGGCAGGGCUACUUAGGAACGGAAAGACCUUCUUCAGUUUCAUCUGUCCAUUCAGAAGGAGAUUAUCACAGGCAGACACCUGUGUGGGCUUGGGAAGAUAGGCCUUCUUCAACAGGUUCGACGCAGUUCCCUUUCAACCCUUUGACGAUGCGGAUGCUCAGCAGUACCCCGCCCACAUCGAUGGCAUGUGCCCCCUCUUCCGUGAGCCAAGCAGCCACUCACCCCCCCAACAGGCUAUGGGAGCGCGAGCCCGCCCCACUGCUCUCUUCACAAUAUGAGACGUUGUCAGACAGUGAUGAAUGAGCUAUGCACAGAUUGACGCUGGGGGGCAGGGGCUUGUGUUUUGGGUGUUUUUUUUCUCCCUCAAAUUUUGGGUCUAAAAAACUCUGACUUGUGCCCAAAGAGACUUUCCAGGAGAGCCAGGGCCACACAUGGUGAAGAAAUGAUGGAAUCUCAUUUGGAGUCCAGUAAAGAAAUGACUUGAGACAACCUGUCAAGAAGAUUUUAAUAUUGGAGGGUGGAAAUCCUGAAGAUAAAUAUGUAAAGAGUUUUUAAAAAGUGGACAUUUCCUGUUCUACAUCUAUUUGUAAAGAAAAGCAUAAUGUCUUUAAAUCAUUCUUCUGUAAAUAGAGAUUACCUUUUUGCAGUGUUUUCCCCUCGCUAUAAUCUGGUGUACUUACUUAUGUUCCAAUUAGCGCAUCAACUGUGGGGGUCAUUGUGUGAUUUUUUUUUUUUAAAGCAACUUACGUGUGACUUGGGAACCCUUGCCUUCCCAGCGACCUCACGCAGCCUCAUCACAUACAUUGGCCGUCACGGGCAUUGUAUUUUAACGAUGAUUUCUGUUUCUCCUACUUACAUUUUCCUAGUGAUGUUUAAAAUCUUUGUGAAAAUGUUUUGCUCUUCAGAUGGACCCUGUGACAGGAUCUGUUCAUGCAUAUAUUUGGGCCUGGAGCCAGCAGGAGAGAACAUAUUUUCUUCAUUCUAAAAAGAAUUCUUUCUGCCACACUGUAAAUUUUUAGUGCGGUCUUUUAUUUUUAAUAUUUUUUUUUAACGAGCACUGCAGCAAUAUUAUUUUAUGGAGGUAUGAUUCUGUUUGAAGAGGAAGAAGCACACUGGUGACUUCAUCACGACCCCAGGUAGUUUUCUUUGCUGCCUCUGAUGCAGGCCAAAAAGACUACUUCCAUUUGGCUCCCAUCUCCAUGGCUGUAGCAGGCCACAGGGGAAAUAAGGCUGAAGGGUCUCCGGUUCCAAGGGAAGUUUUUCACUUUCCCUUGGUGCGUGGGCUUUUUUUUUUCCUUUCUAAGUUUUGUAGAGCCAUAAAGUUACUUAGCAAGCCUCAAGCUAUUCUAGAUUUUGUGCUCUACAGUAUUGCACACUGUGUGAUUCACUGUUUAAUUUUAACACUCUUCUAGUUCUUUCCAUAAACUAGUAUUUCUCCCCGUUUCGCAGUUUGGAGGCCAAACUUAAUGUUAACCUCCUAAGAGCACUGGCUGAUUGAGCUAGUUUUAAAUUGGAUUCCAAGACUGCCUUUCUAAUAUCAUUCAUCACUGUCUGCCAGGUUUGAGGUGUGGCAGGCAACAAUCUACCCCCACUUUCCCUUUGCAUCUAGGCAUUGUUUGGAGACAUGCCUUGGUUUGGCUUUAAAAUGGUUAAAUGGACAAGGUCUAGAAAGAAGGGAAGUUCAGGUACAAUUAAAAAUUUGCUCAGAUUAGCAGACGUUGAACCCUCAAAAGAGUAUUCACUGUAACGGCCUUUGUGUACACUUUAGAGAAACUUUGGCCACUCUUGAGAUUUAUUAAAAGAAAUUCCGAAGGAGUUCUAAUAUUUCCUUUCUGAUACUUGAAAGGAUUUCUGUGUUAGCCUGGUUCUGUGAUUACCUCAGAUUUUAUAAUGGAAUGUUUUCAUUUAAUUAUCUGUUCAGUUUUAGCCAUGGGAAAUUUCUAGAAUCUGAAUGAUUUUACCGAUUCAUGUUGUCAGCACACAGGCAGCAACUGUUACAAGGAUAUUUUUCUAGGUGCUUGAAAAAUCCAAGCUUCCCCUCUUUUCCCCCAAAUCAAGAUGUAAAAAAAAAAUUUUUUUUUUAAUUUGACAAGUCAAAAUGAUGAAUUACUUUUCAGAUUUAAAAUUGUGGACCCACAAUGCUGUGCCACACUCACUAUAUUUAUUUUCCUUCCCACCUCACUCCCAGAAAAGCCAAAACCCCCAUAUAACUUAUUUACAAUUUGAAAUACUGUUCUGUUUGAUCUCCAAGAGAAGGUCAUUUUGUGUUUGUACAAUUAGAUAGAGCCUCAAGGAGUUCUUGAUGACCUCCACUCAUUCAUUCCAACUCACACCUGAACACAUCCCUUGAAAGAUCCUCUAACAGGUGGCUCAACCGCAGGGCAGGGGAACCCACCUGUAGGCAACUCUUUACUCAUUAGGAAAAGAUUUCUCUCCCUCACCAUAUCAAGUCUAAAUCUGCUCUCAGCAACUUCUGCCCAUUUCUCUGUCUUCUGGUAUCAAACAGGGCAUGUCUAAUCGCUCUUCCCCACGAUGGUCAUUCAGUUUCUACUUCUCUAACAAGGUAGUCUAAAUGACUUUAUUUAUGGAGCAACCACAGAGUUUUCACUCCUUUAGAGUGAGAAUUUUGGCCAUUAGUAGCCCUGGUGGUUUCUGUAAGAAAAUGACAGAAGUCUCGGUCCUUCCCCCAAAGGAAGCUGCCUUUGCCCUCGGACUUUCUGGCCUCCUCAAGUCCUAUUCUUGGUGUUUAACCUUGAAGCAGUCCCCCUCAUCUGACUCCAGCAUCCAGGGCCCACGUUGAAACUGGUUCUAAUUCAAGUAGCCUUACGGAGUUGGUUCUGUCUUCCAAUUAAUUUUACAAAGGCAGUUUGACAACAUUUUCAGUGCUCAAUUAUGAUCCAUGCUUUCACAAUGUUUUCAUCUUGGUAUGUUCGCUGAUUCUGAUUUGAAAACAUUUAAGACUUGAAAACCCAUGUGUAAUGACGAAAUUUAAUUUCUUCCCUUCCCCACAUCCCCUCCCCCAACACAAUGUCUUUAGUAGUCAGUGACUUCUGCAUUCAGACCAAUCAAUAAAAGGGCAUCAGCUAGCUCUCCA
Messenger RNA from Gracilinanus agilis (Agile Gracile Mouse Opossum), 10406 nucleotides. RefSeq names its product nuclear receptor corepressor 1 (gene NCOR1). Bases 272 to 7615 code for a protein of 2447 amino acids. Lineage: Eukaryota; Metazoa; Chordata; Mammalia; Didelphimorphia; Didelphidae. The transcript has 47 exons. Gene Ontology annotation, biological process: negative regulation of transcription by RNA polymerase II. Gene Ontology annotation, molecular function: transcription corepressor activity; nuclear thyroid hormone receptor binding. The record is from RefSeq and is a predicted model, not a curated record.